CCCACAGAGUUGCCAUGCAUGAGUUAUCUCGCUCUCCGUCUCUACAGUAACCCCCCCGCAGCCGACCAGAUCUCUCGCCGCCGCCGAUCCCAACGAAACCCCCCAAAACCAGCUCCCGGCGGCCACAUGGAAGCCCUCUUCAUAAUUCCGCUGGGCUCCGACUCUCCCGCCAAGGCGGAGCACUUCGUGAUCAGCAUCGACGGCCCUGCCUCUCCGGUGCUCGGAGAUCCUAGCACCGGCAUUGACGCCUCCGCUGUGGCAGAUCGGAGGGAGGUGCAGGCUGUGCAGCUGCCCGAGGAGCUUCGGCGAAAGGUGGUGAAGCUCUCGUGCGAGUCGACGGCGGAAGGGGGAAGUUGCGUCGUUUACUUGGUUGGAACCGCUCACGUUUCUCAGGAAUCAUGCCAAGAAGUUAAAGCUGUAAUCGGCUUUUCAAAACCACAGGUUGUUUUCUUGGAACUAUGCCCCAGUCGUAAGGCUGUACUUUUUCCUCAGAAUUUAAAGGUACCAACCAUGAGAGAUAUGGUGGAGAUGUGGAAGGCACAGCACGAUAUAUUUGGAAUCCUGUACAGCUGGUUUCUGGCCAAGGUUGCCAGCAAGCUUGAGGUAUGCCCUGGUUCUGAGUUUCGGGUGGCAUGUGAAGAAGCACUCAAGUAUGAUGACAACGUGCAAGUGAAAUUUGGCGAUCGCCCGGUACAAAUUACUUUACAAAGGACAUGGGCAAAGAUGCCACUUUGGCAUAAGAUAAAAUUACUUUAUUCCGUGGUUUUCCAAGCAUUCUUUUUACCAAGCUCUGAAGAUCUCAAUAAAAUGCUGAAGGAAAUGGAUGAUGUCGAUAUGUUGACUCGUGUGAUUCAACAUAUGAGCGAGCAAUUCCCCACUCUCAUGGAAACCCUUGUAUAUGAGCGAGAUCAGUACAUGUCAGCAACUUUAUUAGAAGUUGCUCGUACGCACAGUUCAAUUGUUGCAGUUGUCGGAAAGGGGCACCUGGAGGGAAUAAAGAAGUACUGGAAGCAAUCUGUUGAGCUGGAGCACCUUUGGCAUGUAGAUAGGACUUCACGGAGGCUGGCUAUUUCAGCAGUGAAGCUCCUCACAACUGUAGGAGUGGCAGCUGCUGGUGUGGCCAUAAUUUCUGGCCUUCGCGUAGGCUGGUUCUUUUAGCGGCAAAGCUCCUCACUCUGUACUCCUUACUCAUGAUAUAUCUGCAGUAUGGAAGUAACAUGAAUAGCUCACCACAUAAAAUGAAAGUGUAUGUAUGUACACACAGAUUGCACAGGGUUAUAGCUCCUGACAGGUCUAGCUACCAGGACUUCUGGCUCGAUGCUCAAGGUUAAGGGGAGGGAGAGACAAAACUACCGGGUGUUGGUUUAAUUUUUAAAUACAUGAUUUUCUCGCUUAAUAUCUGGGGUUCAAGGUUCCAUAGCUUGUUGGCGGGGACUAAAAUUACUUUUUAGUGCCCAGAAAAUGAGGAGGGGCCUAUGUUUCAAUGUCGUGAUAAGUGCAGUCACCCCUGUAGAUGAGUGUGUGUGGUGCUGAUGGUAAUACCCUGUGGAAUCAUACAUCCAUUUUUUCAUAACAAA
Rhododendron vialii is the source of this 1577-nucleotide messenger RNA. RefSeq lists its product as uncharacterized. The record is from RefSeq and is a predicted model, not a curated record. NCBI's taxonomy places the organism in Eukaryota, Viridiplantae, Streptophyta, Magnoliopsida, Ericales, Ericaceae. The transcript is spliced from 9 exons. Bases 19 to 1158 code for a protein of 379 amino acids.